Messenger RNA from Styela clava, 1478 nucleotides. RefSeq names its product signal peptidase complex subunit 2-like. The record is from RefSeq and is a predicted model, not a curated record. Lineage: Eukaryota; Metazoa; Chordata; Ascidiacea; Stolidobranchia; Styelidae. Gene Ontology annotation, biological process: protein targeting to ER. Gene Ontology annotation, cellular component: membrane; signal peptidase complex.
UCACGCAUGAAUGGUGUGGGAGUCUGACGGCGACAUAUGUUUGUGCAUUUAAUUGUUUUGUAGCAAGUAGACUACCAUACUCUUUAGAAAGUUCCUCCCGUUCUCUCGUCCUGAUUUUGAAAAUUCUAUUGUAGCAGCGUAUCGAUAGUCUGAAGAAAUAAUGGCUAACGACGAUAGCAAGCAGGAGGAAAAACCAUUCAAGGUGGAAAAGUGGGACCAUAAUGCAGUGAGAAUUGCAUUGGAUGAUGCUGCUAAAAAGAUAAUCCUCGACAACCUUGGUUAUCAAGAAGACUUCAAGUUAAUUGAUACUCGCCUGGCAAUAUGUACAACUGCUGUUUUAUUUGCAUUAUUUGCCUUACUUUGGGAUUAUCUUCAUCCUUUCCCAGCAUCAAGGCCUGUUAUUAUACUCUGUGUGGUCUCAUAUUUCGUCCUUAUGGGAGUCUUAACAGCUUAUGCCAACUUUGUUGAGAAGAAUGUAUUUUUGCUUGCAAGAGAGAAGGAUAUAGCAGGUGUAGAUCCAGACAUUGUCUGGACUCUAUCAUCGACAAUGCCGAAGUAUGAUGAAAACUACACACUGCAAAUAGUCGUUAAAGACCCACAAGGUGAAGAGCGAAAAGCAGAACUGACAAAAUCUGCUGGAGAAUAUUUUGAUGAGAAUGGCCAACUCAUGGAUAGCUUUGAAAUAAAGGUCAUGGAGCUACAUCGGUCCCUAUCACAAAAGAAAAAGGCCCAAUGAAAUGAAUACUGUUUAUUUUUACUAGUUCAUUUGGUUUCCUCGAAAGUUGUCAUUUGUUGUGUCCCUCUUUGCAGAAUCCGAACAGAUUUGAUGGUUAAGAAAUAAUUUCAUUUUUCGCCAUUGGGCGAGGCUCUCCACAACUAAUCACUAAAUAUGUCCUGUCUGAACGACUUCAUUACUGUAUCAACAUGGCUUAAAGUAAAUUACCACUCUUGUAACAAUAAUUUGCCUGCAAAUGUUGAGAUUUUAUAUGGCGAUUCAUAGUAUCUGUUCGUUUUAUGUAUUCUCUCCCAUAUGGGGUUCCUGUAUUCAUUUUGCCAUUCAAGAUUCCUCCUCAUUGUACCAGUCAGCAUUGUUUACUACUUUCAUUGUUUGACCAAUCAUGUUAUGUUUUACUUGACUGUUUAGGGAAACAACAUUUCAUGUUUGCUGCUACCUAAGUUGGAAGCGAGGUUAUAUUUCAGUUACCAGUCGAUGCUUCUUUCCAAAUGUGCAUUUCUAUUUUUUCUUUUACACCUAGGUCAGGUGGAAUAACCUGGUAAUGUGUAAAAUAGCUUCCACAGGAACAUUCUUGCCCUUUUAAGUGUUGAUGUAUUCAAUUUGCAAAUGUGAAGAGUUACAGAAAUGUUAGAAUUGAAAAUCAUUAAUUAAGCAAAUUUUUUAAUGCUUCGCUUUUGAAGAUAUGCAGUGAAUGAUUGAAUAUACUCAGAAAUGCACAGAAUAUAAUGAACGAAAAGUGAAA